Cladocopium goreaui is the source of this 717-nucleotide messenger RNA. The record is from the annotation of a GenBank genome assembly. NCBI's taxonomy places the organism in Eukaryota, Dinophyceae, Suessiales, Symbiodiniaceae.
AUGGAUAUUACAUCGGACCGUGGGUUUACGCUAUCCCUCUAUUCUUUGCUCAACACCAAACGAGGAGGAGGGUGCACACUUGCACCAGUAUGUUCGUCAUGGGUGUUUGUGUCGCGUGGAUCGACUCACAGAACCAAAGCUUCACCUUUGGGAUCCCGGAAGGGGUCCACAGAGGUUGGAAAUAUCAUGGCGGCAAGAGUAGCCAUUCUACUUCUCAUAGCGGCAUCCCGAGGCAUAUUUUGGAUAUUAGAACAACCAAAGGGGUCGUUGUUUGAAUUUCACCCACAAAUUCAAGCUGUGUUCACACUCCUACGGUGCUAUCGAAAACACAUCCAUAUGCGCGACUUUGGCGCUGGCAGCCAAAAGCCCACAUGGCUAUAUUCAGGACAUCGAUAUGUGGACGACAUCAAUUCCUUUAAACCACCUAGACUACCUCAAGCUAGAAAAACAGCUCUUGUGGAUCACUACGUGGAUUCCAAGGGGGUCAAGCGGAUCAAAGGAUCCAAGGCGAUGAAAAGUUCACAAAGCUACCCUCGGCAGUUUGGGACAGCAGUCGCUCGUUUGAGGACAAGGUACUUGACUCGUGUCAAGAAGGAUGCCAGCAACCUUUUGAAGACCUCAGGGCCAGUUCGGAAGCUCACCAAGCGACAGUCCAGUUUCAAUGUUUGGGUCAACGCCGCAAGCCUGACCUCUGUGAUUCAAUACCUAUCCUCCUGA